This is a messenger RNA of Prosopis cineraria, 824 nucleotides long. RefSeq names its product 50S ribosomal protein L29, chloroplastic. Gene Ontology annotation, molecular function: structural constituent of ribosome. The transcript has 2 exons. Gene Ontology annotation, biological process: translation. Gene Ontology annotation, cellular component: chloroplast; ribosome. The record is from RefSeq and is a predicted model, not a curated record. Bases 76 to 576 code for a protein of 166 amino acids. NCBI's taxonomy places the organism in Eukaryota, Viridiplantae, Streptophyta, Magnoliopsida, Fabales, Fabaceae.
GUCUUAUCCGAAUCCACUGGGGCUUGGCUCCAACUCUUAACGCAGAGCAGCAAGAGCUAGGAGAUCGAAGGGAAAAUGUUGAAUUCGGUAGCUUCACCCUCAACAAUAUGCUGCGUUCCAAAAGCAUUUUCUGGAAUUCCGAAACCUUCCUUUGGUGGCAUUCAACUUCGUGGCAUACGCUCCAUUCAGCCAUGCUCUCAGAUGAAAUUGUAUCGACAUCCUACUUCAUCAGUAGUAAUGAUGGCGAAGAGAGAGGAGGAAUUGAAGGAAAUUAGAGCUAAAACCACUGAAGAAAUCCACGAAGAGGUAAUUGAUCUUAAGGGCGAGCUUCUCAUGCUUCGGCUCCAGAAAUCUGCUCGGAACGAGUUCAAGUCCAGCGAAUUCCGUCGGAUGCGCAAGAGGAUUGCUCGCAUGCUUACUGUGAAGCGGGAAAGGGAGAUUGAGAAGGGAAUCGGUAAGAGGUUAUCUAGGAAGCUUGAUCGGAAAUGGAAGAAAAGUAUUAUCCCUAGGCCACCUCCCUCUUUAAAGAAGCUGCAAGAGGAAGAAGCAUCUGAAGAAGCUGAAAAAUCUGCAUGAGCUAACAUAUUAAUACUUGCAGCUUUGUAGUUUCAUGGAUAAAAUUAUUGCUCAAUCAUCAUUAUUGCUUUUGGUGGAUGCUGCUAAUUAGUAUAUAAUAUCUUCUUGGUAAUUUAAUGCAUGUUCCUUUCAUACAUGAGGUUCAUUUCCCCAGAUUUUUGUAACAUGUAUUAUAAUAUGAGAGAUCAUUUGCAUUUGACGUUAUAAUCUCGUAUACUGAAUGGUUAGUUUGUUAUGUCGGUUCCAUA